GGGCUGCAGGUGCCAGUUGUGGCUUAGUCUUCCAAUGCCCGUGCCGGACGGGGCAGACCGGUGCUGGGCCACGGUCCCUGAACCUCCUGGAUCUUGCAGUGUGUGGGACCCAGAAGGGGUCAUCACCCUCCGCAUAUGGAGCUCAGUGCUUUGGCUCGCCCGAAGGCAGAGGGCGCUGGAGAGACCAUAACAGUCCACAGGAAAACCCAGUACCCGAAGGUGUUUCCAACUGGCAUAACGAAGUUGGGCAGUCCCCGAAAAAAGGGACGACACAAGCCUAGGGCUCCCAAGAAGCCCCGAGUAGUCAAAGAGAAAAGCCAGGAUGAGGAGCCUUGCGGCCUGGGCUGUCUUGUGUUCCCCUGCUGUCAGCGUUUUAAUGGCAUUGGUUGCUUCAUGGUUGUUUACUGCAUCCUUGUGGUGGCUCAAGGUAUUGUAUUUGGUCUCGUAGAUCUGAGCAGUAACAAUUUUCAGAGGAAUUAUCAACUGAGCACUUUUGAAAGGAUCGCAUUGACAUCCAGCUAUGAUGUUUCAUCUUGCCUGGUAGCAAUAUUAAUAUCCUACUAUGGAGGGAGAGGGGACAGAAAGAAAUGGACUGCAUUUUCCUCCUUCUGGGUUGGAUUUGGAUCAAUUAUACUUGGUCUUCCCCACCUACGUGGUGAAAAUAAUAAAUCGAAGCUAGAAGUUGAAGAUAUUUGUGACAUAACGAAGGUCAUUGACACCUGCCCCAGAAGUACAUCGUUUUUUCAAUCAAGAUACUUGUCUUUAUUCAUCAUCGGGCAAGCCAUCCAGGGGAUUGCAGCAAUGCCUCUGUACAUCCUUGCAGUAACCUUUCUUUAUGACAGUGUCUCCCUGCACUCAUCUGGUAUCUAUUUAGGCAAGUGUUUGCUUCUCCUGCUAUAUGAUCAAGUUUUCAUUGACUUUUGUACUUCGAGCCUGUCUGGAAGUUGCUUGAUGUUCAGAGCUCACUUUGCAGGUUUUGGGGAAGCUGCACUGAUAAUCGGAUAUGCCUGUGGUGUUGCGAUGGGAGCCCCAUUAGUUAAGGCUGCUGAGAAUACUACUUUUGGCAGGCGCAUUAGUGACGGUGGUGAUAGUCAGUGGUUGCCAUGGAAUUGGUGGAGUAGUUUUCUUUUCGCCUCUCUACUUGCAUGGUCUACAUUAAUACCAUUGUUGUGCUUCCCACGUCAUAUAGCAGACACAGUCAAAGAAAAAACUGAAAACCAUGAACAGUCUUAUUUACUUGACGAUCUUAAAGAUAAGGAAUUUGGAACUAAUAUCAAGGAUUUGUGUGCUGCUCUUUGGAUCCUGAUGAAGAAUCGAGUAUUCCUUCUUCUAUGUCUGUCUAAAGCAUCCGAAUCUUUAGUUUCUAUUGGGGCAUCUGUAUUUGUACCUAUAUAUAUAGAACAUCAGUUUGUAUUAACACCCAGCGCGGCAACUAUGAUUGCAGGACUUAUUUUGCUUCCGGGAGGUGCUGUUGGUCAGCUCCUUGGAGGUGUUAUUGCUUCCAAGUUAGAAAUGUCCUGCAAAGCCCUGAUGAGAUUUGUGAUGGUCACAUCUUCUGUAUCGAUCGUAACACUUGUGGUUUUAACCUUUAUACACUGUGAUCCAGUGAAGUUUGCAGGAAUCAAUGAAGAUUAUGAUGGAACGGGGACGUUGGGAGACCUCAGAGCUCCUUGCAACAAUCACUGUAAAUGCUCAACUGCACUUUAUCACUCCGUGUGUGGAAGAGAUAAUGUGGAGUAUUUUUCUCCCUGCUUUGCAGGUUGCACAACUUCUAAAUACUUAAAGAAAAAAAAAACGUACUACAAUUGUUCUUGCAUUAAGGAGGGGUUAACGAGCCCAGAUCAGGAAGGUGAUUUUAUUGAUGCCGUACCUGGGAAAUGUGAUGUAAACUGCUAUAAAUUACCUUUAUUCAUUGCACUGUUGUUUUCUUCAAUUAUAUUUUCUUGGUGUGCUGGUGUACCAGGAACGUUAUGUAUCUUCCGCGUUGUGCCUGAAAAACUAUGUUCUCUGGCCCUGGGAGUGAGCUAUACGGUUUUGAGAAUAUUUGGGAGUAUUCCUGGACCACUAGCUUUUAAAAUAACAGGAGGUAUUUCAUGUACGUUUCGGGAUACGGAACACUGUAAAGGCAUAGGACAUUGUUGGAUGUAUGACAAGACAGAAAUGGCCUUUCAAUUUAUAGGAAUAAGUUUUAUUUGUAAAAUAUUCACUAUAUUCUUCACUGCUGUCGCAUUUUAUGGAUAUAAAAAUGUUACAAAGGAAAGCACGGAGACCUUGAUUUUGCCAGUGAGGAACAUACAAGUUCAAAAACAGGAAAAAACUGAUUUAUAACUGCAUCAUCAUCAUAGUCACAGAGCACUCAGGAUCAGAAAUUCUAAAGAGUCCGUGUUUAGAGAGCCCACGUGAUUUGCUGUGCCCCACUUUCAGAAGAGGAUAAUGAGCACGUGUUGUUUACCUGUGUUACAGAAACUGAAUUUUGGCAAUCUGGAUUUUCACAAUAAAGUCUUCGUUUAAAACA
Molecule: messenger RNA, 2515 nt
Organism: Ochotona princeps (American pika)
Lineage: Eukaryota; Metazoa; Chordata; Mammalia; Lagomorpha; Ochotonidae
Gene: SLCO6A1
Product: solute carrier organic anion transporter family member 6A1
Exons: 14
Coding region: 136-2328 (730 amino acids)
Biological process (GO): sodium-independent organic anion transport; transmembrane transport
Cellular component (GO): membrane
Molecular function (GO): protein binding
Source: RefSeq, a predicted model, not a curated record